CACCUCCUCCGUAACGAGGCACGCGUAGAAACCCUACGUUCCUACUACGCCGCGCCGGUCCAACCGUCUCACUGCCGACGUUCACCCCGCGCCGUCCUAUCUGCGAUUUGGGACUAAGUGAGCACAGCCCACUGUGCCACUAUCCGACCUCCGCGACUGCCCAUCGACGUAUUCCAUCCGAUUCCGAUCUGAAGUUUCUAUUCCGCCCAGAAUGAGCCGGCCAAUGGAGGAAGAUGUCCCUGGAAAGACUGAGGAGGAAGAGUUCAACACUGGACCACUCUCUGUCCUCUCAAUGAGUGUCAGAAACAACACACAGGUCCUCAUCAACUGUCGUAACAACAGGAAGCUUCUAGGCCGCGUUAGGGCUUUUGAUCGUCACUGCAACAUGGUGCUGGAAAAUGUUAGAGAAAUGUGGACUGAGGCUCCCAAGACUGGCAAAGGGAAAAAGAAAGCCCUACCUGUUAACAAGGAUAGAUUCAUCAGCAAGAUGUUCCUUCGUGGAGAUUCAGUGAUCAUCGUCCUCCGAAACCCUAAAUAGACGGUUGCUGCAAGACUGUCCGUCCAAUCUCCUACUACAGUCGCGAGGCCUACUCUUAUGAUCUAGUGUUCUGAGCUUUAGACAGAUGGGGUAUUAUCGGACUGCUUAUUAUUACAUGCGUUGUAACAUGAUGGAGCUAACAACUGUUUUUUUCUGCUGCCACUAUUUCGUUUUGAGUACUUUCUCUUCCUGAUUCUAAGAUCAUAUCAACUUUUUGCACAAAAUCUGACUUGAAGUUUUUCAGUUUUCUUUUACUGCGCGAGGGUAGAGACAAUG
Molecule: messenger RNA, 814 nt
Organism: Cuscuta campestris
Lineage: Eukaryota; Viridiplantae; Streptophyta; Magnoliopsida; Solanales; Convolvulaceae
Source: the annotation of a GenBank genome assembly